Molecule: messenger RNA, 1097 nt
Organism: Monopterus albus (swamp eel)
Lineage: Eukaryota; Metazoa; Chordata; Actinopteri; Synbranchiformes; Synbranchidae
Gene: lsm1
Product: LSM1, U6 small nuclear RNA associated
Exons: 4
Coding region: 122-523 (133 amino acids)
Biological process (GO): deadenylation-dependent decapping of nuclear-transcribed mRNA
Cellular component (GO): P-body; Lsm1-7-Pat1 complex
Molecular function (GO): mRNA binding
Source: RefSeq, a predicted model, not a curated record
UAUCCAGGGCAUGUAUAAAGUCGCUUCCUGUGCUCUACUUGAGAGAAACAUAUUUUGAAUCACAUAUGGCUUGACGUUCCAUAAAGAUAGCCUAUACAACGCAAGUCAUCAGUAGCCCAAAAUGAACUACGUACCAGGGACGGCAAGCCUCAUCGACGAUAUCGACAAGAAACACCUGGUGCUGCUCCGUGAUGGCAGGACGCUGAUCGGUUACCUCAGAAGCAUUGAUCAGUUUGCCAAUUUAGUUUUUCAUCAAACAGUUGAGCGCAUCCACGUGGGGAAAAAAUUUGGUGACAUCCCCAGAGGAAUAUUCAUUGUGAGAGGAGAGAAUGUAGUCCUCCUGGGAGAGAUAGAUGUGGAUAAGCCCUGUGAUACAAUUCUGCAGCAGGUCUCCAUUGAAGAGAUUCUGGAGGAGCAACGGUUGCAGCAGCAAGCGGAACAGGAAACGGAGAAAGUCAAAAUGCAGGUCCUAAAGGACCGAGGCCUUUCCAUCCCUAAGGCUGAUAAUUUAGAUGAAUACUAAUGCCACUUUUUUUUUUUUUAAACCAAUGAGCAUUUUCAGUUUGUGUCAGACUAAGUUUCAUGUUGAGAUUGAGCGUGACAGUGUGUGUUUUUCUUUCUCUCUCUCUUUUUUAAUAGGCAGCAGUCAGCAACAUGCUGGGCCUAUUUACUGUAGUGUACUGUAUAAUUUGAAUUUUUUUUUUUUGACAAACUGAUGGCUGCUGUCAUUUCUACCGGUCAUGGCAGCAUAAUAGUGAGUCAAAUAUCAUGUUUUUGUCUUAAAUCAUUAGGUUGGUGACUUAGUAAUUUUACAGCAGCACUUUGUUUUCUGUCACUAUGAUAUGGUGAGGGGGUUUCAUUUAGAGGUAUAGGGGCCUGGCAUUGAUGAAAAGCACUUGCUCUGCUCCAUUAAGAGAGUUUAGUGUAUCAUUAUGGAAGGUCUUGGAAAAAUUGUCAUCCCACUCUCUGACUAUGCUGCCCAUUCUGUUUAUUGCUGUAUUUGAUGCACUGCAAAGACUGAAAUGUUUGGCCUUCUGGUCCUGUGUGGUGGCGCCAUCGAUCAUGACUGUAUUAUUAAACCACAUCCAACAUGCAGA